UCACACACACACACACCCAAUAAAGUUUCACUAUCAUUCCCCAACAACAACCAAUCCCUCGAUUUCUAUUUUCUCUCCGUGGAUCUUAUGGACACCAAAAUCGGAUCGAUCGACGCGUGCAAGCCGACGAAUGGCGACGCAGUGGUGAACCACUUGGAGGAUGCUCAUGAACAGAUCGACAAGGCGAUAUCAACAGCUCUGAAAGAGAGCAAGCCUGUGUAUAUCAGCAUCAGCUGCAACUUAGCUGCUACUCCUCAUCCUACUUUCAGCCGUGAUCCUGUCCCCUUCUCCCUUACUCCAAGAUUGAGCAACAAGAUGGGUCUUGAAGCUGCGGUUGAAGCAACGUUGGAGUUCCUCAACAAGGCCGUGAAGCCGGUCAUGGUCGGAGGUGUCAAAUUGCGUAUGCAGUACGGGUCGAUCGGGUGGUCAGUUGGUGCGACGCUGGGAUAUGCACAGGCGGUACCAGAGAAGCGAGUGUUGGCCUUCAUCGGGGACGGGAGUUUCCAAGUGACGGCUCAGGACAUAUCCACGAUGCUGCGUAACGGUCAGAAAACGAUCAUCUUCCUGAUCAACAAUGGUGGCUACACCAUUGAAGUAGAGAUUCAUGACGGUCCAUACAACGUGAUCAAGAACUGGAACUACACCGGUCUCGUCGAUGCCAUUCAUAACGGUGAAGGCAAAUGCUGGACUACAAAGGUGAGGUACGAGGAGGAGUUGGUGGAAGCGAUUAAGACGGCGACAUCGGAGAAGAAAGAUUGUCUCUGUUUCAUCGAAGUGAUUGUUCACAAAGAUGACACGAGCAAAGAGUUGCUUGAGUGGGGCUCACGUGUCGCAGCUGCUAAUGGUCGUCCCCCCAACCCUCAGUAA
Messenger RNA from Thlaspi arvense, 867 nucleotides. The record is from the annotation of a GenBank genome assembly. Lineage: Eukaryota; Viridiplantae; Streptophyta; Magnoliopsida; Brassicales; Brassicaceae.